GAGUCUGUUCCCACAGUAAAGGAGAGUUGAAUCCGGAGUGAGGACACUGCUCGUUGUUGAGGAUAUCACAUCACAAACUGCAAACAUGGUUGAUAAGUUUGUUGGCACGUGGAAGAUGGUCACCAGCGAUAACUUUGAUGACUACAUGAGAGCUAUUGGUGUGGGAUUUGCGACCCGGCAGGUGGGCAAUCGGACCAAACCCAACUUGAUAGUGACCAUGGACGAGCAGGGGACUGUAUCCAUGAAGUCUCAGAGCACCUUCAAAACUACUGAAAUCAAGUUCAAGCUCAACGAGCCGUUCGAAGAGACGACCGCAGAUGACAGGAAGACCACGAGCGUGGUGUCUCUGGAAAACGGUAAACUUGUGCAGAAACAGAGCUGGGACGGCAAAGAGACGAAUAUCGAGAGGGAGAUCGCAGAUGGGAAACUGGUAGCGAAAUGCAGAAUGGGAGACGUGGUCGCAGUGAGGACGUACGUCAAGGAGGCAUGAUGGGGUCCCUUCAGCCCUCCUGUGGGACGCGUCGCAGGAUGACAGGCUCAGUUCAAUGAGCGUAAAAACCAAAAGUAACAGCGUGUUCUACUCCUUCUAUUCUUUAUCUUCACUGUGUUGCCAGAAUGAAAUUUCUGUGCCUCUGUUCUCCAACAUGAUACAUUUGGUUUCAUUUGGAAUUGUUGUGGUGAUUUGAAUAAAAAUGAGAAUUUGUCAAAAUG
This is a messenger RNA of Larimichthys crocea (large yellow croaker), 711 nucleotides long. RefSeq names its product fatty acid binding protein 4a (gene fabp4a). The record is from RefSeq and is a predicted model, not a curated record. Gene Ontology annotation, molecular function: lipid binding. NCBI's taxonomy places the organism in Eukaryota, Metazoa, Chordata, Actinopteri, Sciaenidae. Bases 86 to 490 code for a protein of 134 amino acids. The transcript has 4 exons.